Podarcis lilfordi (Lilford's wall lizard) is the source of this 13918-nucleotide messenger RNA. The record is from the annotation of a GenBank genome assembly. Lineage: Eukaryota; Metazoa; Chordata; Lepidosauria; Squamata; Lacertidae.
AGGCGUUGCAUUUCACUCUUCCAUAGUUGGUACAAAGGUUGUAAAUGGCUUUAGCAAAGCAUUCAGGGUUUGCGGCCGAUUUCUGUUGUCACACAGGAAUCGGGGAGUCAUGGAAAACCAGGCAAUAACUGAGGUAAGCCAUUACAAAAUGCUUCCGUUAAAACGCCUGAGGUGAAUGCAUUACCAACGGAUUUGUUGAUCUGUUUGCUUUGUGGCCAAAAAUGGGAGCAGGCUUUUGAAACGGCUUGUGAUCGCUGAGCAAUUGUGAGAUUGGCUUUGUCCAAAAUAAAUCAAUAACUCGCCUCCUCUUUUUGUCUGCUUGACUACAUAGGCCUGCAAAGGAGGCUGUGAUCAUUUUAGGCUGUGGAACCCCCUCACUUUCAUUGUAAUUUUAUUAUUAUUAUUAUUACUGAAAGUUAUCAGGGAUCAACGAUUCUUAACACUGAAGGUCUUGCCAGGUUUUCCUCUUUUGUGUGUGACGCCUCUGUAUGUGACACUGAUGCAGAAAAAUGAAACCAGACACUGAACCGGGAGGUGGAAGGGCCAUGACUGAAACGUCAGUUUGUGUCGGCACGUUUACAGCUGUUAAGGCACUUUGGGAAGUCAGGAUCCAGAAAAUCAGCGAAGAGCUUCGAAAGCAAAAGGCAUUCAGUCAGAGGUCUGCAGAGAGGUAGGUUCUCAAUACGACUUGAGUUUCCCCAAAAAAACAAUUUAGAAAUUGAUUUCCUAGCUUCAUUGGGAGCAACAUAUUAAGUUGAACUAUCUCCUUUGAAGGCCAGAUCUGUUGGUUUAUUUAGGGUAUUUAUGAAUACCCUGAUACUCCAAAGGAGCUCAUGGCAAUAGACAGCAAGCAGAAAGCAAAAUGCACCAAACAUCAGUCAAAACGUGUAUGAGCUAAAAAUUACAUUUCAAAAACAAUGGAACACCGACUCAUAUUGCUUCUGAGAAUUAAGCAUCUUGUUAUCAAACUGUAAUACUUUAGGUAAUUCAAAAUGUCUUCGGUUGAUGUCUGAAAACUAAUAAUAUGGAAGACAGAGAGCCAGGGCCUCAUCACAGAAAAAGCCCUUCUAUAUAUUAAAUAUGUUACAACCUUUUUCUAGGCUGACGCUUGUUUGGGAAGAGAGAGUCAGUUUGGCCAAGCUCAAAGAAAAAGUUAUCACGGAAGAUGGAAGGGCUGUUUUAAAGAUUGAACAAGAAGAAUGGAAGGUAUUGUUUGCGUGGUGCUGCUAACAAAACAUUUCACAUUGUUAUCCCGGCUUCAGUGCUCCACUUCAUCAGUUUAAUCCAAGCUGUGCCAAUAUUAUGGACUACAACUCCCAUCAUCCCUGACAAUUGUCCAUGCUGGCUGAAGCUGAUGGGAAUUGUAGUCCAAAACAUCCAGAGGGCACCAUGUUGGGUAAGACUGAUUGAAUCUAUUGUUAUAUGCUCCUCUCUUCUUAGAGGAGGAGUGUUCCAGGGACAAUAGGCUUCAUUUCUUUUGGAUUAGUAUGCGUACUUGGAGACGUGUGCCUUUAUAAUAUCAGAUUUUAAUAUACAGAAGCACAUUGGAAAUACACAGGCUUCCAAAAGCACAGCCACUAACCCUGCAUAAAAUUUCCACAUCAACAGCGCUGAGCUCCCCGCAGCUCCCUAACCCAGCUUCCAGUUUCAUUCUCUCUCCAUCAGAUACUCUCGAGCUGCAGAUUGCUUCUAAUGGUCUCUCUGUCCUAUUCUGCUGUGAAUGCUGACUUUUCAGCCAAGCAGAGGAGUACUCUAGACAGCUCCAUGCUAGGCUCAAGCUGAAGACUUCAUGAGAGCAGAGCUCUGAUGUUGCUUCAGCGACAGUCGCCCUCAGCCUGGAAUAGGAGCCAUCGCUCUGUUUCAAUAGCGAGUCUCAUCUUCGGUGUGAGGAAUACCUUCCUCUCAGCCUGCUUUGGCAGUCAUUGGGUCCAAUGGGAUGGAGGAGACGGGUUGCAGUUGGGCUUCUAAGCUGGAGUCUCUUGAGCCAGAGGAAAGUGACAAUCAGAAUCACAACACCUUCCCCAAAACCUGAUGGGUGAGACAGCCCAAGAGCAAGAGGGAGAGAGAUUAAGCCAUCAAGUAACAAUUCUUCCCUUUUGUUAAGCCACUGGUUGCCCAUUAGUUGCUGGACUCAUAACAAUAUACUAUGUGGUUUUAUAUUCUAAUUUUGUUCUGUGAACUGCCCUGAGACCUAUAGGUAAAAGUAAAGGGACCCCUGACCAUUAGGUCCAGUUAUGACCAACUCUGGGGUUGCGGCGCUCAUCUUGCUUUAUUGGCUGAGGGAGCCGGUGUACAGCUUCCGGGUCAUGUGGCCAGCAUGACUAAGCCGCUUCUGGCGAACCAAAGCAGCGCACGGAAACGCCGUUUACCUUCCCGCCAGAGCGGUACCUAUUUAUCUACUUGCACUGGCGUGCUUUCGAACUGCUAGGUUGGCAGGAGCAGGGACCGAGCAACGGGAGCUCACCCCGUCGCGGGGAUUCGAACCACCGACUUUCCGAUCAGCAAGUCCUAGGCACUGUGGUUUAACCCACAGCGCCACCUGCGUCCAUCCUGAAACCUAUAGGGCGGCAUAUAAAUUCAAUAAAUAAAAUAAAUAAAUAUGGCAAACAAUGUACAAUGACUACAAAUGUAGUUAUUAUACAGAGAGCGGUGGGUAAUGAGGGUUUGGGUUGAAGUUGAGCUCUCUGGCAUUUUAUAGACUUUAAUAUACAGUAUUGAAAUCCGGUCUAUGUUAGCAUACUGAAUGCUUACUAUUUUUAUUCCCCCUGCCACCCCAAAUCUUGGAAAUUGUAAACAGUGUUUUUACCUAUAUUCUUUGUACUGGAUUAUUGAAGGUGUCAAAACUAUAUAGGCAUAAACAAAAAUCUCUUAGUACCUGUUCAUUUGCUAUAUAUGUUCUGCAUUGGUUCCUGGUCUUAUUUGGCACCAAACUGAUUGGAUUAUUGUAAUUGUUCAUCUGGCCCGAUAAGUGACAUCUCCCUCUUGUUUCGUCUCAUGCAAAUUUAGACUCUGCCUUCUUGCUUACUGAAACUGAACCACCUCCAGGAAUGGCAACUUCACAGAACUGGUCUGGUUAAAAUCCCUCAAUUCAUCGGUCGCUUUCAGAGUCUCAUUGUUCUAGAUCUGUCUCGAAAUUCCAUUGCAGAAAUUCCUAGGGAAAUCGGUGAGUUGAACCAUGAAACCUUGUAGUUGCUUCUGAGUCAGGAAUGCAGGAAUUUGCACAGCAACAUUUAUCCCGUCGAAAAGAAUGCAGUGGUACCUUGGGUUAAGAACUUAAUUCGUUCUGGAGGUCCGUUCUUAACCUGAGGUACCACUUUAGCCAAUGGGACCUCCUGCCGCCUCCCGGCAAUUUCUGUUCUCAUCCUGAAGCAAAGUUCUUAACCCAAGGUACUAUUUCUGGGUUAGCGGAGUCUGUAACCUGAAGCGUCUGUAACCCGAGGUACUACUGUUUGCUUAAAAUGCACCGUCUGUUGAUUUUUGCUGAAACGUAAAUAAUUCUGAGGUUGCUUGAAAUAUAAAGUGGUAUACAAGUCAGAUAAAGUAAUAAUAAAUUGGGAUUCCUGUUGGAAUAGCUUCCUACAGAGAGGGCCUUCCUGUAUGGUCUCUGUGGAGGUGGACCCAACUUAACACUUCCACAGUCUUGAAGAUAAAAUUGAGAGAGCCUUCAAAAUCUACCAGAGAUGGCCCCUCCAAAGCAUCCACCUUCUUGAUGUCUUCAUCUGGGUUUUUUCCAGAGGAUGCUAUUGUUGUAUGUGUGGAGGAAAACCUUAAAACAGGGGUGCCCGAACUUUUUUCAAAGAGGGCCAGAUUUGAUGAAGUGAACAUGUGUGAGGGCCGACCAAAGUUGUUCAGCUUUUUUUACAAUUUUAACCCCAAAGUUAUUGAGGUUUUUUUAGGAUUGAGGUUCCUGAGGUUUUUUAAGAUUUUACCCCAGGACAGAUACUGCCAUGGGGGCUGGAUUAAAUUGACUGGUGGGCUGAAUUAGGCCCCCGAAACAGACUUUGGACAUGCCUGCCUUAAAACAUGUAGCAGAAUUUCCCAAAAAAACCCAGACCAGAGGCAAUAGUACUUCAUCCAGCAGAGCUUUACUUGUGCUGAAGGCAAAUGAGCAUAAUGGUCACAAAUCCAGUACAUUCAGGAUUGGCACGGUCCAUAAGAAAUCCAGUUGCAGCGCUUACAAAAGCUUAUAAACUUAACUCAUAAUAAACCUUAGCACUAAGCAUACUAUGUACAGAACACCACACCAGAAGGAAGAGAGAUAGAGAAAUAAAGUAAAACCCAGGCUCCUUCUGGCCUAUAUUUAUAGUCAGCUUGACCUUAACUGGAAGAGAUAAGAGAAUCAGUUCAAACCAGCUUCCCAGAAGGUAUAACCCAAACAACAUUAAGCUUCUUUCAUACAGAGAAGCUUCCAGAACCCUCUUGAAUGAAUUAGAAUAGGAAAGAUAUCUACACAUCAGAUCAAUACUUUCUGCACUAAGAAAUGCAAACUGAGAGCUAUUUGUUGGAAAAUAAGCUUUUAACAAGUGAACAUUAUCACCCAUUUUUGUUUCAUUCGUAACUUUUGCAGGCCAGUUGUCAAAUCUCCAAGAGCUGAUCCUCAGUUACAAUAAAAUUAAAUCUGUUCCUAAAGAGCUAAGCAACUGUGUCAGCUUAGAAAGACUGGAGCUGGCAGUGAACAGAGACAUCUGUGACCUUCCCCAUCAGGUUUGGAAAGACCAUAUUCUCUCUGUUUCUUUGAUCCCAAGGGGGACAAGGGACUUGCUUACGAUUACCAUUUUAUACCAGUGUAACCAAUGUGGAAUCUAUUCCUUCACCAUGUGCCAACUUAGCCCUUCCCUUCCCUUGCAACCAGGUGGCACCAACAUGGAGACACCACUUGUGAGAGUGGAUUUAAUGUAACUGUCACAGUUCACCCAAUUGUGGAAGCCUUUUAAUGGUCAAAAUUGCAGUAGCUGCAUGUACAGCGCCAUGUGGGUAUGCCAGUUCUCAUAAAGACACUACUGCACAAUAGUAAGCUCAACGACAGAUCCCAAAGAUCUGGUGCGAGGGCUGCCAUUUUGAGCUAUCCCCUAGUAUCACAUUCCAUUGUACAAUUAGGGCUGUUGACCGAUUAAAGGAAUAUCGGUUGAUUAACUGAUUUACCAUUGGUUAACUGCAUGCAUCACCACGUAGAACAAUAGUUCUGAAGGACAAACAAAAUUUUAAAAGAUGAUGCAUGCAUGUUCCACAGUAGAAAGAGAUUUUCCUUUUGUAUUUGUGAGAAGGUGGGAAGCCUGUUAUAAGAUGGCAUAGGACACAACAGCACGAGCCUAUGCACGUUUACUCGGGAGUAAGCCCCACUGUGUUGAAUGGAGAUUCUUCCUUAGUAAGCAUGCUUAGGACAGUAUCCUAAAUGUUGCAGCCAAAGCGGUUCAAAGGGGGCAGUGCUAAUGAUUUGUUUAUUAUCCUCUUGAUUUUAUUGCAAGGAGAUUCAUUAUUUCCAGAGAGGUUACUCAUGCUUCUACUUCCUCGUUCCGUUUUGUAAUGUUUGACAUGGCUCUGCCCAGCUCGCUCUGCAGCCGUUUGUGUGUUACAUUUCCUUGCGGAAAUUCUCAGGCUUGGUUUUCCCUUGUCACUCUACCAAAAUAUCUUGGGACUCUGUGUUGGCCCUUUCAUACUGUUUGCACAACGCCCGCAGGCUUAUGUGCUUAUUAUACAAAGUCAAACGGAGAAAGAGAACAAACGAGCCAUUGCUAUAGAAACAGGGCCGAUUUAUUUAUUGAACAAGCAUAUCCCACUGGUCACUCUGGCACCUGCUCUGUAGGCCCUUUGUUGUGGCUCAUCUUUCUUACAGUAUUGUAUACUGGACUAGAUUCAAGAGUAAGCUGCCUGCCUGACUAUAUCCGACACAUAGCCUGGUGCCACUGAUUUAGAUAUGAUUCUUCUCAAGUAGGUGGCUGAGCUUAGCUGGCAAUGGCACAAGUAAGGUCAGGCCUCGUUGGACACAGGUGGGAGGAAGCAGUUGGGGAACCACCAAGGGAAGAAGGCUCAGAGCCCGGGGAGUGGUGGUGGGAGGAUGUUUUAGUGGGCUGAAGGAGAAGACUGGGAAGAGGUGUUGGAAGCUGAGGAGGUAACAGGGUUUAGUGAACUGGGAGAGUCUGUGUCAGAGAGAAGUCCAGAAUCAAGAAGCUGGGGAAGGAGUCCAAGAGGCAGAAAUGAGUCAGGCUGGUGAAGAGCCAUUAUUAUUAUUAUUAUUAUUUAUACCCCGCCAAUCUGGCUGGGUUUUCCCAGCCACUCUGGGAGUCUCCCAACGGAAUAUUAAAAACACAAUAAAACAUCCAACAUUUAAAAACUUCCCUAAACAGGGCUGCCUUCAGAUGUCUUCCAAAAGUCAGAUAGUUGUUUAUUUCCUUGACAUCUGAUGGGAGGGCGUUCCACAGCGCGGGUGCUACUACCGAGAAGGCCCUCUGCCUGGUUCCCAGUGUGGUGUAGUGGUUAAGAGUGCUAGACUCGUAAUCUGGUGAACUGGGUUCGCGUCUCCGCUCCUCCACAUGCAGCUGCUGGGUGACCUUGGGCCAGUCACACUUCUUUGAAGUCUCUCAGCCCCACUCACCUCACAGAGUGUUUGUUGUGGGGGAGGAAGGGAAAGGAGAAUGUUAGCCGCUUUGAGACUCCUUUGGGUAGUGAUAAAGCGGGAUAUCAAAUCCAAACUCUUCUUCUUCUUCUUCCCUGUAACCACACUUCUCGCAGUGAGGGAACCGCCAGAAGGUCCUCGGAGUGUCUCUCCCUCCUGCUCCCCUCCCCUUUCCCAGAACCAAGAGAGGCAUGAAAAGGGCAGAGGAGAGAUUGACUUCACACAGCAGUCUCCAAUUGCUUGGGAAAAGCAAGAGAAGGCAGGAACAUUCAGUCUUGGCAACUGAACCAUGGGGCAAGACCUACCAGGGAUGAGCUGCUGUGCUCAUGAGGCCUCUCUGCCACGUCUGUGCAGACUGUGUUCUUGCUAAUAAAGCAUUAACUCCAGCUUGCAUGGUGUGGUUUACUGCUGGCUCACUCCUGAUACCUGCUGAGCUAAGUCCUGCACACGUGGUACAAUGCUUAGGACCCUAUACUUCUGCUUUCCUUUCAAAGAUCAAUGGGGAGGAUGGAUUAAAGAUGACUGAAGCAACAUGAGUUAUGUCCAGGUAUCUCCUGUGAUCUCUCCCACCUCAUGGGGUGGGGGAUAGGGAGAGGCACUACUGGUUUAUUGCACAGGAGAGCCCAAAAUUGGAUCCAACGCUUCCUCAGUGUUUAUAGCCCACGGCAUGCUUCAUAAAGUUGUUAUCACUGAGAUACUUAUGCGUUUUUACCAGCUCAGCAACAUGAAGAAGCUUUAUCACCUAGAUCUGAGUAUGAAUCAGUUCACCACCUUCCCAUCAGUCAUCCUGGAUAUGCCAAACCUGGAAUGGUUAGACUUGGGGAGCAACAAAAUUACAGAAAUCCCUGGGGAUCUGGACAGGUAAAUUACAAACCUUGGGGAAAUUCCUGCUGCUUUCCAGUAUUUAUUGGUAACAAUCAAAGUUUACUGAAAUGAAAUGUCUUGUUACCUAGAUAGUAAAAACUGAAAUAUAUUGCAGUAUAGGCAAGCUAUAUUGUUGUACCAUUUAUCCUAAAGCAAACAAGUCCUUGCUGGUCAUGGGACAGAACAGGCUUUGUUUCCUCUGCAGCCAGCAGAGAAACCAAGUUGCCCAUUCUUUCUCCACCAGCCUAUUCAGUUACAUGCAUGAAAUUCUGAAUGCUUAUGACUACCAGGUGAGUCCUUAAAUAUAAGGGUGUGCAAACCAAGCUAGCAGUUCAGGCUCAUACAUUGAUGAGGAUCAUAGAAGCCCCCUUUGUGAGUUGGGCAGAGAGGGGUGAACAGGUGAAUGACAAAACAAUUUUGGCAUGACUGUCUGACUUUGGGGGGCCAUAUUCUCCUCUGUAAAUGCUAUAGUUAGUUACUAUUGCAAGGGUUUACCCUCCACCAAUUCAAACUAAUGCUUUGAUAUUGUCAGCCCUGACAAGCACUACCGCUUCAAGAUCUCAGGCAGAUACUGUAUUUUUCGCUCCGUAAGACGCACCUGACCGUAAGAUGCACCUAGUUUUUAGAGGAGGAAAACAAGAAAAAAAAAUAUUCUGAACGAAACCGUGGAUGUAUGAUUUCUGUGGUUCAUGCUGUGGCGACAGACAUGUGAUUUGAUUGUGAGUUUGGGGUAGCCCAAUGCAAAAAUCCUGAGAAUCCAUGUGGAUCCGUGCUUUGUAACCACAUUUUUGCACCAUUGCAGCCCCACGAAACAGUGGGUACGUGGUUUUUUUGGUGCAGGCUGUAGCCAUGGACAUGCUAUGUGAUCUGAUGGUAAAUUUGGGGUGAGCCAAUGUAAAAAUCCUGAGGAUCCAUGGGCUUUUACCUCCCCCCUCCCAAGCAGCCUCCUUUAUCUCUAGCAUCUCUUAUCUCCCUCCCCGAUCCCUUACCGAUCAGCUGCUUCCUUUCAACACUCCCUUUCCUCUUGCUUGCCCUAGUGUCUUUUCCUUAGCUGGAGCAGUUUUUUGCUCCUCCAUUUCUUCUAAUUUCUCUCCUCAUUGCUUUAGUGUUCCUGUUUCCUCUCCUUGCAGUUUGCUGUCUUUACCUCCCCACUCCCAGGCAGCCUCCUUUAUUGCUAGCGUCCCUUAUCUCACUCCAGAUCGCUUGCCGAUCAGCGGCUUUGUUUCAACACCCACUUCCCUCUUUCAAAAAAAAAAAAAAAAGCAUGAUCUGCUUUUUGCCCCUGGGCAAUUUGGCUCCAGGGACCACGCAUUCACUCCAUAAGACGCACAGACAUUUCCCCUUACUUUUUAUGAAGAAAAAAGUGUCUUAUGGAGUGAAAAAUACAGUGUUUAUCCUCAGCUAGCUGCCAGAGAUCCCGUAAUCGAAUACCACAGAGAAAUUGCUCAUAGCACUCCAUGCUCAGCCUUCAUUACUACCACCACAAUGAAAAAUUACAGGGGGUAGAGAAAUGUGUAUAUAUAGCCAAGUGGUUUUCUUCAUAAUUAAGGUAUCUGCUUGACUUCACAGAGCUGAAAACCUACAUACUUUGUGGCUCCAAAGGAAUGAAAUAACUCAUUUACCCGAAUCCAUUCGUAACCUGAAAAAUCUGAGCACGCUUGUCCUUACCAGCAACAAGCUCCAAGAUAUUCCUGCUUGCCUAAAGGACAUGACGGAGCUGAGGUGAGAGGAAAGCAAUCGCUGUGCCUGCAAUGUUCAUAUUCAUAGGCAGACAAACAAAACCACACCGCUGCCUUAAUAUUGUGGAGGAAGUGGUCCAAUAAGGUUUCAAAGUGCACAUACUACUCCAGUAAACUUCGCUGCAAACCAUUUCACCUGAGGAUUAGAUUUUAAGGCCUGAAACAGCUCUUGCUUUUUGAAUUUCUCUCUAAUGCAUUACUAGAUUUGUCAACUUCAGAGACAAUCCACUGAAGCUGGAGGUAACACUACCCGCUUGUGAGAAUCCUGAAGAAGAAGAAGAACAGGAACUGUAUGGCAUUCAGUUCAUGCAAGCAUACAUUCAGGAGUCACUCAGCAGAAAAGGUAUCUUUAUACCAUUAAAAUAAAAGUUAUAUUUGAAUUCAGCGACCAAAUGCUAAGGACAUAUUUUCAAGUGAUGCAACCUUGUGAUCUUUUACUUUCUAAUCUUUAUUCUUCCUCAGGGUGGAAAUAUAUUCCUUCUUAAGAUUGUUGGCACUACUUUUAACAAAUAACAAAGGCAUUUCUCUCUGGGCUGUCAAGGCAGGCUGGGAAACACUAAUAUAUUACUAGAUUUGUCAGCAUGUUUGCAUGUGCUAUCUAAUUUUUCCUUCCUCACCCCCCUGUAGCGUACGAUUUUCUAAGGGGAAACAGCUAUGAAAGCUCCGGUGAAAAAUCACCCCUUCUUGAGGCAAAUUACAGCUUCAGAAAUAAGGGUUUUCACUGCACAGGAGAAAGGGUUCAAUGCUCACUCUCUGUGCAAUGCAAUCCCAGUUCCGAUGUGGGAGCCUCUAGCUGCUAUUUUAAAAGAAAAAACAUAAACAUAUGAAAAAGUAAACUAUGUGUUACAAGGUAUAAUUAUAAGGUAUAAUUUAAAUUACAGUCCAUUAGCAGGAAAAUAAAAUACUCAACAGGCUUCAGCUAAGUACUUUAAUUCUAUGCAAGCACAUAAUGCAAACAGUAUAAAAACUUGUUUUAAAAAAACCUUUCAAAAAGAUAUGGUGAACAGAUAGGAUUAUAAAUAAGUUGACAGUAUUAUUAUUUUAAUGUAAGUUUCUUGGCAUGUAGAUUUCUUCCAUUAAAUAUUUUCUCUUUCAGAAAACAUGGAAGGUGGUAUGCUAGCUGGUGCUGCUGUCAAUGAAAAGUAAAAAAAAUAAUCUUUUCCACUCUGAGUUUUCACUGUUACUGGAAGUUCACAAGAGUAUGUCUUCCAAACAAAGGCGUUCUCUCAGUGAAGAAGUUGAUGUUUCCUUUCUUCUGGUUCCAGAGGAGGCUAUACAAACCUCUAGCUAUUUGGUAAGCUCUAUACUGGAUGUUAGAAGAGGAGGCAUGUUCUGCAGACUGUGUGUCCAGUUUUUUCUAAAGUCCUCUUGCUUUUAAGCAGUUGAGGGGGUUAAUGAAGACUGACAUGGCACAGCUGUCAAGAGUACAUUUUCUAAGGACACGCUGAGAUCUGUAUAGUGCUGCAACAUAGCUUCAUAUCCUCUCUGCUGUAAAUAUUCGAUCCGACCAUGAUCAAUCAACAGUUUGCAAAGCUGACCUAUCUGCUUUCGGUCCUCAGUGGUUAACAGCCUAAAACCAGAAGGAAAAAAUGUUUUUAAAUACAGCAAUUGUAACAUCUCAAGGAAUCGGGAUAUCAGAUUUAGAGCACUGCAAUGCAAAUGGGUGACUUCAGAAUUCCUUAAAAGUCAUGCAGUACCUUAAAGACCAACAAAUUUACGUUUGUGGACUUGGAUCUACUUUAAAAUCUUGUAAGGUAAAGGUAAAGGGACCCCUGACCAUUAGGUCCAGUUGUGGCCGACUCUGGGGUUGUGCCGCUCAUCUCGCUUUAUUGGCCGAGGGAGCCGGCGUACAGCUUCUGGGUCAUGUGGCCAGCAUGACUAAGCCACUUCUGGCAAACCAGAGCAGCGCACGGAAACGCCGCUUACCUUCCUACCGGAGCGGUACCUAUUUAUCGACUUGCACUUUGACAUGCUUUUGAACUGCUAGGUUGGCAGGAGCAGGGACCGAGCAACGGGAGCUCACCCCGUCGUGGGGAUUCGAACCGCCGACCUUCUGAUUGACAAGUCCUAGGCUCUGUGGUUUAACCCACAGCGCCACCCGUGUCCCUUUUAGGUUGCAACAAAUUACAAAAUACAUUUUGGAAGGGAAAGUAAUACUCCUAAUUUACAUAUCUGAAUGACUAUCAAAUGCAGAACGUUAAAACCUAUUUAUUUCAAUAAUCUGUUGUGCUGAAAAGGAUCACGUACCCUUGCAGGCUAUCCACAUUGUAUUCAUCUUGGUCAUCUUCUUCUGUCUCAUUGCUCUGUUCUUCAUUCUUUGUAUGAGUUGCAUAGCUUUUCCUCUCAGUUUCUCUCAUGCCACAAGUGGCCCAGCUUGUCAUCCGUUUAAAAUAAUUGAAUUCCAUCGCCCCAAGUCCUACUUUUGUGAAGAAGUCUUGGCCUACGUAAUGCUUCCAGUCACAUCUAUGAUGGCAACACAGGGCAAUAACAACCCCAGCCACAGGGCUCCAGCUGUCUGCUAUAGGCUUGCCAUGCAAUUCACCAGAAUUAUUAGAAGUUAUGCUGGUUUCAUUGCUCUUAAAGCGUUUAGGUGCAGGGCUCUCCUUUUCGCCUUUGCAGAGUUUUGUGUAUGUUUCAACUAAGCAUCUCAAAGCAAGAUCUGUGAACACAAAAGUAUUGUUUGAACUGUGGCUGCUUCAAAGAGCAAUAGAAAUAAUGUAUAACUUGUAACAUUUAUGUCAUCUUGGUCAUGUUCUUCUGAUGUCUGAACCAUCUUUUCACCUGAUUCCAUCCACAACAGUUAAAAAAACUUGGUUCAUUAACAGAUGUGCCAAAUUUAUGGUGCAACAUUUUCAAGCUAUAUUCUUACUUAGCAGCCCAACCCAACAGGACUCCAACUCCCAAGUUAAGUGUAAGAAGGCUUGCAGCUUAAUAAGUACAACAAUUAUUUAUGAAAGGGUUUGGUAAGUUCUAUUAACUUGCCUUAAUCUCCUUUAUUUUGUUACCUUAUCAGUGUUUCCCAAACCUGAGUCCCCAGCUGUUUGUGGACUACAACUCUCACCAUCCCUAGCGAGCAAGAUAGGGAUAAUUGGAAUUGUAGUUCGAAAACAGUAGGAGACCCAAAUUUGGGAAACAAGGCCUUACAUUGUAUUUCCGUGAAUAUUUUUAAGCAGAUCCAACGUGUUCAGCUAUAUACCAAGGAGAGAUGAUGACAUACUGAUUCUCAGAAUAAAGUCAAAGCCUGCGCCAAGUCAUGUGACCCUUUGGGCUUGUGUGAUUUUAAUCAGCGAUAACUUCUCACUGUAUAGUUCAAACACCUCUCUCUUCACCAACUAGGACAGUCUUGUACCUGUUGCCGCACCACAAACAUGUUUUCCAAUUCCUAUCACAGGCAGCUUCUCUUUCACAAGAACGGGGACCUUAUCUGAAAGAGAGAACCCCAGCCAGCAUGUUUCUGACUGCUGCAGACACACACGUGCAUCAAGCAAUCAGAAGAAAAUCAAAACUGAAAAUCGUAUGCUUUUACAUACAAAUUACAUGUUGGUCCAACCACAGAGCAGCCAGAGACACUGUGAUGAAAAGUUUUUAAAAGAAAGAUUACCAAAAAAAGAGCACAAUAGGACAUAAGAGUAUCAAAUCUAACAACAUAAGUAAAUCAAAUCAAAAGCCCAUCUCACAAGCUCUUUUGAAGCCAGCUCUGGGAAACCCAUAAGCAAUAAGGACGUGAUGGCAAUAGCCCUAUUCCAACCCCUUUAGUAAGCUGGUCAAGGAUGCCAAACAAUUCAAACACACAUUCCUAGUCAAAUGUAUCAAGUUUUAUACAGUGGUACCCUCAGUUUUUGGACGUCUCCGUCGCUGAAUGUUUUGGUUUUCGAACGCCAAAAACCCGGAAGUAAAUGCUUCCGUUUUCAAACGUGCCUUGGAAGUCUAAUGGCUUCCGCUGUGUGUAUCUGUUGUUUUUCACAAUUUUCUCUAUUUAAUUGGCAGACCGCUCUUUGCACCUCAGUUUUCUAACGUUUCGGAAGUUGAACGGUCUUCCAGAACGGAUUGUGUAUGAAAACUGAGGUACCACUGUACUUGGAUACAGCGCCUUCAAGUUUUUCAGUGCAAUGCAUUUGGCCACAAACAAAUAUUCUAAAAAUAAUAUACAGAGGACUAAUCUGAAGUUAGUUCACUGAUGGCAAUCCAAAUGUACAGAGUAAUGCACAUGAAACUGAAACACUCUGAUUGAUUUGUGUAUCUGACCUAUUUUGUGAUUAUUAACACCUAAGGAAUACAAAUGGGGAGUGUCUAGUAAUGGAUUUGAAAAGUUGUAUUUAUAUACCUAACAGUAUAUAAAAUCUUGCCACUGAAAUCCUGUUCUCUAGCUCUUGCACCACACUUGUUCUCAAAUCUCAGUUUAGUAGGACUGAUCCUGCUUUAACUGUUUCUAAAAUCACCAAGGUUUUUUUCUGCACUGUCUUUCACAGAGUUCAUAAAGAAUGAUUACUGUCAAACUGAAGCAUAUGUUAAAUGAAUGAGCAACUUACUUAAACACAAAUGCUGGAUAUCGACUUGAAGCCUUUCAAAGCAAUUUUUUCUAUGCUUACCAUCUACCUGUGAAAAAACAACAAGAAAGCUUUAUGAAGUAAUUGCCUCCUAAAAGAGCUACUUGGCAAAUUCCAGUUAUAUUUCACAAAUGAAAUAAAAAAUGUUCAGUAUC